UUAAUGAUCAUGAGUUCGUUUUUGAUGAACUCUCAGCCGUACGUGGACCCGAAAUUUCCACCCAGCGAGGAGUAUUCGCAAGGAAAUUAUAUCCCGGAUUACUACGGACAGCACCACCAACAUUACGGUGGCUUCCACGCGGCGCCCGUGAGUUAUGGCCCGGCGGAAAACGGCACUGCGGGUUUCACGAAUCACGGCAGCUCUCCACACAGUUACUAUCAGCACUCGUGCAGUCUCAGUCAGAACACGGUGACACCGCUAAGUGUCGACCACGUCGGGACAGACGACAGCCUUCACCAUCAUCCGCACAACAGGUCCUCGCCGGACAGUUCGCCACCCCCAGGUUCUCUUCACCAGAGAUCCGACACUCAAAACUCGGACUGUUCGGGAUCCGAAGCUCCUGUUAUAUACCCAUGGAUGAAAAAAGUCCACACCAAUAACCCCGUGAAUGGAAACUUCCCAGGUAUCGAACCGAAACGACAGAGGACUGCUUACACAAGGCAUCAGAUUCUGGAACUUGAGAAGGAGUUCCACUUCAAUCGUUACUUGACGAGGCGGAGGCGCAUUGAGAUCGCCCACUCCCUCUGCCUCUCCGAAAGACAAAUAAAAAUCUGGUUUCAGAAUCGGCGCAUGAAGUGGAAAAAAGACAACAAACUUCCCAAUACGAAAAACGUUAAGAAAAAGCAACAGCCAAAUACCAACAGCGCAAGCAAUGCUAACAAUAGUAACAGUAGCAAUACCAGCAGCAACAGGCCUCAACAGCCAGCACUCGUCCCUCUCCAAGGCAGAGGUCUUCACACACCCCAUAUGCCGCCAUGCAGCACGCCUAUUGAACCCAAAGAUGAAUAUGGCCUCACAGAGCUGUGAUACGCUCUUCGCAUGCCAAACUCUACCACUGUAUAUUGACACUUUUGCAAUAUGGACAAUGCAGUAGACUUUAAAAAGUUACUGUAAAGUUUAUCACACCAAGCACCUCAAGAAGGAAGGCACUUUUCGAGAUGCUGCUAGCGUAUUCAACGCAGCACACCUAUUACGAUUCACUAAUGGCAAUAAGCAAUACAUUGCAAGGAUGACUACUUGUAGAACUUUGCAAUGCAUACCAUCAUAAAUAUCACCAUUAGAAAAAUUCCAUUUGCAGCAUUUCGGGCAACAUUCUCCAUUGUCCCUUCCUUCCAUGUUUCAUACGUGCUAGUUGUACCAGAGAACACUUUCUGACAUAGAACAACGCCAAAUCACUUGAAAUAAUCGUCCCACUGCUUGCCACGUUGAAUGUGAAUAGAAAUGCUUCUGUUCACCUAAUCUACGAAUGUUACCUGGACACAAAGAAAUAGUGGAACAAAGUUGCAGGUAAAGAAUAGGUGAACAAUAUAAGGUGUUUAAACUUGUGAUAUAAAUAAGAAAAUCAUGGUUUUUGAUUUUGAAUUAAGCGUAUAUGACUCCUUACGCAUUCUUCUGCUGUUUAGUGCCAUGUUGUUUAAGGAAACUCGUAACUGAAGUUAUGGCGAAAUUGUCAAUACUAUGCUUGAAAAAUUUUUCCUGAUUGCACAGUCUAAAUAUCAUAUUUUAUACAUUUUGUAACUCAAAUCAUAAUGAUUAAUUAGCCUACAGUUACUGAAUCCUCAUUAAUGACGAAAAUGUAAAAGUUAAAUUUAACAUUUUAUCAGGAUUAAUUAUCAUUUAAUAUUAUAUUUAAGUAAUGCUUAGUGGAUAAUAACAAUUUAAGCCAAUUUUAUUUUUACAUACAAUUUUCAUCACUAUUUAUACAAUUUAUCAUCUGCAUAACAAUUCAUACAACUUCUCACAAAAAUUUAUCAAGCAUUUAUAUACUGAAGAUAAUUUGUAUUUAUAAUAACAAAUAUGAAAUGGAAUGUAUGAAACAAAAUUUUACUCUGUCAUUAUACCAAAUCACAAGUACGGUUUGACAUGAAAACUUCCUUAAUUUUUUAACAUUUACAUCAGUAUAAGGUAAAAUAAAUCUAAUAUUUACGUAAAAAAAGGGAAAAAUAUGUAUCUGCCUUUGAUUCUUGAUACUGAAAAAUAUAGAAAUCUUAAAUAGAAAUGUAAAUUUCUGCUUUUGAAUGAAACUUUGAGCAAAUUUCAGCCUUUUUGAGCAUAUUAUUUUGCAUAUGAAUUAAAAUUAACGACUUAAAACAUCAACAGC
Molecule: messenger RNA, 2161 nt
Organism: Stegodyphus dumicola
Lineage: Eukaryota; Metazoa; Arthropoda; Arachnida; Araneae; Eresidae
Product: homeobox protein Hox-B4-like
Biological process (GO): anterior/posterior pattern specification; positive regulation of transcription by RNA polymerase II
Cellular component (GO): nucleus; nucleoplasm
Molecular function (GO): DNA-binding transcription factor activity, RNA polymerase II-specific; RNA polymerase II cis-regulatory region sequence-specific DNA binding
Source: RefSeq, a predicted model, not a curated record